Molecule: messenger RNA, 1194 nt
Organism: Scaptodrosophila lebanonensis
Lineage: Eukaryota; Metazoa; Arthropoda; Insecta; Diptera; Drosophilidae
Product: replication factor C subunit 4
Exons: 3
Coding region: 42-1112 (356 amino acids)
Biological process (GO): DNA repair; DNA-templated DNA replication
Cellular component (GO): DNA replication factor C complex; nucleus
Molecular function (GO): ATP hydrolysis activity; DNA clamp loader activity; ATP binding
Source: RefSeq, a predicted model, not a curated record
CGCGCCAAAAUUUUGAUGCAAGUGCAAAUAUUUUAUACAAAAUGCAGGCAUUUCUAAAAAACAGUAAAACCGCUGUAGCCACUGCCAGCGCUUCAGAGAAGGAGAAACCAACCGUUACGGAACGUCGCAAGCCCCCGGCACCCUGGGUGGAGAAAUACCGGCCCCGGAGCGUGGAAGAUGUGGUCGAGCAGGCAGAAGUUGUGGCUGUGCUGCGUAAAUGUGUCGAAGGAGCCGAUUUGCCCAAUAUGCUUCUCUACGGUCCUCCAGGUACGGGAAAGACGAGCACCAUUCUGGCCGCAGCUCGUCAAAUUUUUGGCGAUAUGUACUGCGAUCGUAUACUGGAGCUGAAUGCCUCCGAUGAGCGUGGCAUUAAUGUGGUGCGCACCAAAAUCAAGAAUUUCGCGCAACUAACAGCGAGCGGUGUGCGUCCCGAUGGUCGUCCAUGUCCGCCCUUCAAGAUAAUUGUGUUGGAUGAGGCCGAUUCCAUGACGCAUGCGGCACAAGCGGCUUUACGUCGCACCAUGGAAAAGGAGAGUCGCAGCACACGCUUCUGUCUGGUCUGUAAUUAUGUAUCGCGAAUUAUUGUGCCCAUAACUUCACGUUGCACCAAGUUUCGCUUCAAGCCACUCGGGGAGGAGAAAAUCAUUGCACGAUUGCAGCACAUUUGUGAGCUGGAGGGCGUCAAGAUCGAGCCGGACGCCUACAAGUCCAUUGUGCAGAUAUCUGGCGGCGAUAUGCGGCGCGCCAUAACCACAUUGCAGUCCUGCUAUCGCCUAAAGGGUGCUGAGCAUUGCGUAAGUUCAGCCGAUCUUCUCGAGAUGUCGGGUAUUAUACCGGAGAGUUAUCUUCACGACUAUUUGGAAGUUUGCCGUUCGGGCAAAUAUGAGAAAUUGGAGGAAUUUGUGGCUGAAAUCGGGUACUCGGCAUAUAGCGUGGGUCAAAUGAUGGAGCAGCUUGUGGAGUUCAUAGUGCGCGCUGAAACGCUCACCGACAAGGAAAAGGCCAUCAUAUGUGACAAGUUGGGUGAGUGCGCUUUCAGGUUGCAGGAUGGCGGCUCCGAGUAUCUGCAAAUCAUGGAUCUCGGCUGUCAAAUAAUGUUGGCACUCAAAUGAAUAACACAUUCACAUUCCUGUAUUUGUUUAGUUCGUAAGCACAUUGAAUUUAUUCGAAUAUAUAUAUUUGUAUGCGAAUGUU